Molecule: messenger RNA, 2436 nt
Organism: Neurospora crassa OR74A
Lineage: Eukaryota; Fungi; Ascomycota; Sordariomycetes; Sordariales; Sordariaceae
Product: microtubule-associated protein RP/EB family member 1
Exons: 4
Coding region: 1062-1808 (248 amino acids)
Biological process (GO): regulation of microtubule polymerization or depolymerization; spindle assembly; protein localization to microtubule plus-end
Cellular component (GO): microtubule organizing center; cytoplasmic microtubule; spindle midzone
Molecular function (GO): microtubule plus-end binding
Source: RefSeq, a predicted model, not a curated record
CCCAUUGACUCAUCCUCAUUCUGCCGAGAGUAGACAGUUCCCGUCUUUACUCUGGUUGAAGCAGCCCAACUGUCCAAAACGAUGACGAGCAACCUCAUGAUGGGCGUCAGCAGCGCAAAAGGAGUCGAGAGCAACAUUCAAAAACUUGAAAGCCGAGUGAUUGCGCAAUUACAGGAAUCGCAUUCGCCAAAGAGAGCAUGUUGGUCCUAUGUCCAGUUCAGAAAGAGCGAGAGUCAACUGUUGAGUUGCAGAAGGUCACCGAAGUCUUCAGCAAGGCCCAUCUCGGUAUUCUCAACCCCGACAGAUUCGAACGGUUAACGAAAUGACCGCUGACAGGGUGUGCCUUGCAAAAUCAUCAUCCACUUUGAGUCGUCGUCAGACUGGUUAAGAAAACCAAAGGGGCGCAUUUUGGGUGACUAGUAUCGCAACCACCAAGGUCAAGGGAAGGUGAAGCAAGACAAUAUGAAAGUCAGAAUUCAGGAAGCUCAAAACCUAUCGAGUCCAAUGGUUACAUUUUGUUUGGAGGGGAAGUGUGAAUAUUGAUAAGCAAUCAGAUAAGAGCUAUAGCUUACACGGUCACGUGCUAGAUAAAGCACAGACCCGAUGAGAAACAGGAGGGAGCUCAAUCGAGGUCCACCACUUUCUUCAAAGCCAGGCUCGAGCCAGGGCCCUGAGGAAUCGGGCUUGUGAUUGGCCCCACGCCCUAGGGACCUUGAUUUCCAUCAAUUUUGGCUGGCACUUGCUUGCUCUUGGCGCUGCCCGUUUCAGAGGCAGGCAACUGAAGCAGCCAGUCCAGCAAGUGGGAGGAAGAAGACAUCGACAAACAGCAGCCUGCAGCCACUGGAACUGACCAGACAGAUAGUCUUCCAGUGAACUUCUCACGAAUCAACAACACAUUUUCCACAAGCACUCUCCCUUGUCGCCCUUUUCCAAUCCUUGCCUGCCGCGCACUCAGCUGCUCUUCUCUUCUCACGACCGUCUGCUUUGCAGCCAAACGUACAUCGUUUCUCUCUACAACCGCGCUCACUUGUUGUUUGCGAACCCCAGACUUGCCGGCCAAAAUGGGUGAAUCACGUCAAGAGCUCCUUCAAUGGAUCAACAGCCUUCUCCAACUCAACCUGACCAAGGUUGAGCAGUGCGGUACUGGCGCCGCCCUCUGCCAGGUCUACGACAGCAUUUUCGGCGAUGUUCCCAUGUCCCGCGUCAAGUUCAACGUGAACUCGGAAUAUGCCUACAUUCAGAACUUCAAGAUCCUCCAGAACACCUUCACCAAGCACCAGAUCGAAAAGUCCAUCCCCAUCGAGGCGCUCGUAAAAUGCAAGAUGCAGGACAACCUCGACUUCCUGCAGUGGACCAAGAGAUUCUGGGACCAGUACUACCCCGGCGGUGAUUACGAUGCCGCUGCCCGUCGCAAGGGUGGCGCUCUCCCUGCCACCAUGAGCGGUGCCUCUCGCGCCUCCGCCGGUUCGGCUGCCGCGAGACGUCCCGGUGGCGCCACCCCCACCGGUGGUCCCCGUGUCGCUGCCAGAGCCCCCGCUGCUAACUCGGCCGCCACCCAGGCUCUCCAGCAAGAGGUCGCAACUCUCAAGGAGGCCGUCGGCGGCCUGGAGCGCGAGCGUGACUUCUACUUCCACAAGCUGCGCGACAUCGAGGUUCUUGUUCAGAGCGCUGUCGAGGAGGACCCCGAACUCGAGAAGCAGGAGGACGGUCUCAUCAAGGCCAUCCAGGCCAUCCUUUACUCGACCGAGGAGGGCUUCGAGAUUCCCGAGGCCGACGCCGAGGCCGCCGACGAUCAGGAGACCUUUUAAACGUAUCACGUACUGGUUUAACGACUAUGGCGACAACUGCAACGCGGCCUGCUCACCGAGAAAGGCGGAGGGUAGCGCCACGCGGUUUAGAGGGUGGGGGGAUUGGGUUGGAUUUGCGCAGAGGCCGAAGAUUAAUGGUGUUGUUAUGUGGCUCCGGGUCAUGAACUGCGGACUACAAGGGUCGCUAUGCUGUUGGUAUUGUUGACGGGCACAUUGCGUGGUGUAUCAGGAACAGAGGGCGGAUCUGAUACUAGUGGGCUCUCUUGAAGCAUAACAAAGGGAACCUUUUUUAGACAUUUGGGACGGACAGCAUGUGGUAUGUAUGGGAUGGGGGUUGAUCCUCUGUUCCAUACCCUCUCUUUGCACGGAUUUGCAAUAUUUACACAAGGGUCUUUAUGACUCCCUGGACACCAGCUGAGUCGGGAGGUUUCAGCAUAGUCCACAUGCACUGCAAUUCGCACAUACGACGAAGACUUGACGGUAGAUAAAAGCUAUCUGGGAUAUUUUCUUCCCCUGCACUGUGAGCCUGAUGAACAUUGGAUGGCAGGGGUGAGACUAUAGGCAGAAGAAGAAUCCUUCCUCGCUGGUGGUUGUCUGUAAAAUGUGAUUGAUGCCUCGUGUUUCUGAC